This is a messenger RNA of Selaginella moellendorffii, 1250 nucleotides long. RefSeq names its product GDSL esterase/lipase APG. Lineage: Eukaryota; Viridiplantae; Streptophyta; Lycopodiopsida; Selaginellales; Selaginellaceae. The record is from RefSeq and is a predicted model, not a curated record. Bases 152 to 1186 code for a protein of 344 amino acids. The transcript is spliced from 5 exons. Gene Ontology annotation, molecular function: hydrolase activity, acting on ester bonds.
UAGAAAGCCUGUCCUCCCGUCCGCUAGCUUUAAUGGGUGUCUCCCACUCAACGAUGCCAGUGGAGUACAAAGGGGCGACGAGGAAGGAGGGAUCACCACUGUCCUAUUCGAGUUUCCUCUGCCUUCUUCGAUCGAGGCGCGCGCCUGGACGAUGAUUUCCCUGGCCAUUUCUCUCCUUUUCUGCUCGCUCUCGGUCUCGCGCGCGCAGCUCAUCCCCGCGGCCUUCACGUUUGGCGAUUCCACCGUCGAUGCCGGCAACAACGACUACCUCAAGACGAUCUUCCGGGCCAAUUUCCCGCCCUAUGGCCGGGACUUCGACACCAAGCAGCCCACUGGGCGAUUCAGCAACGGGAGAACUCCCUCGGAUUAUCUCGCGGCUUUGCUGGGACUGCCGCUCGCUCUCCCAUACUUAGAUCCCUCAGCCAAGGGGCAAAACAUCGUCACGGGUGUGAAUUUCGCAACGGGAGGAUCUGGAUACCUGUCAGAGACUGGAGCGACGCUGAAUGUGCCAGGUCUGGAUGGCCAGCUCCAGUGGUUCAAAUCCUACACGCAGAAUCUCGUCAAGAUCGUCGGGAAGGCGAAUGCGACGAACAUCAUCUCGCAGGGGGUCUACACAUUGAGCACUGGCAGCAACGAUUACGUCGCGAAUUACUACGUCAAUCCCCUCGUCCAGGAGAAGUAUAGCAGGAACGCCUUUCGCUCGCUGCUCCUCAGCUCCUUCACCCAAUUCACCAAGGCGCUCUACAGCUUGGGUGCUCGCAGGAUCGCGGUGGUGAGCAUGGCGCCGCUGGGAUGCCUGCCAUCGCAGGUCACCCUCUACGGGAAAGGAUCGCUCAGCUGCGUCGACUUCGCCAACCGCGACGCUCGCCUCUUCAAUCGGGCGCUCAACUCGACAGUGACAUCGAUCAGAGCAAGCCUCAAGGACAUCAAGCUCGCCUACAUUGACAUCUACCCGCUGGUCGAGGACGUUAUCAAGAACCCUUCCAAGAACGGGUUUGAGCAGACCACCACUGGGUGUUGCGGCAUCGGCAGGCUGGCCGUCAGCAUCCUUUGUAACGAGCAUUCAAUCGGGACGUGCAGCAAUGCCAGCAAGUACGUGUUCUGGGACAGCUUUCACCCAACCAGCACCAUGAAUCAGCUCAUUGCAAAUACUGCUUUCAACCAGGGAAUAGGCCAACUCCUGUGAAAGAGAGAGCUCUGUGUAGGAUGUAUUAAUGAAAAGAGGAUUGAUCCCUUGUUGUUAAGGCAAA